AUGGCAGAUAUUAGCUUUGUGGUGAUGUAUCUAGAAGCUGUGCCUCCGAUCGGGUUCGUCCUCUCUCUCGUUUCCCUCUUAUCUCCAAAUCGUUUUGCAAUGUCCUGUAUAAAUAAAAGAGGAGAAUCAGUGGAAGAUAAGAUUAAAAAGCUUGAUGUUGAGCUCUGGAAAUACAGAGAGCAAAUUCAAAAGACACGAUCUGGUCCUGUUCAACAAGCUCUCAAAGCUCGUGCUAUGAGGCUUCUCAAGCAGAAGAAAAUGUAUGAAGGACAACGCGACAUGCUUUAUAAUCAUACAUUCAAUCUCGAUCAAGUCUCUUUCGCUGCUGGAGGUCUCAAAGAUCCUCAACAAACUGCAAGUUACUUAGCCUCGCUGAACCACGAGGAGACAAGGCUAGCGGUUGCAUGCGAGAGAACGUUUCUUGAAAUGCUGGAUGGCUCAUGCCGUAGUACUCCUAUUGCUGGAUACGCCGCCAAGGACGAAGAAGGAAACUGCUAUUUGAGAGGACUGGUUGCAUCUCCUGACGGUACUCAAGAUAUGAAAGCAUUCCUAAUUCUCGACACCUCAAGAAAAGGUCCAUAUGUGUUUGAGGACAUGGUGAAGAUGGGAAAAUACGCUGGUCAAGAACUGCUUUCGCGUGCUGGUCCAGGCUUAUUUGGCAACUAA
This is a messenger RNA of Brassica oleracea var. oleracea, 666 nucleotides long. Its product is annotated as porphobilinogen deaminase, chloroplastic-like. Gene Ontology annotation, molecular function: hydroxymethylbilane synthase activity. Gene Ontology annotation, cellular component: cytoplasm. Gene Ontology annotation, biological process: heme biosynthetic process; vacuolar transport. Lineage: Eukaryota; Viridiplantae; Streptophyta; Magnoliopsida; Brassicales; Brassicaceae. The record is from RefSeq and is a predicted model, not a curated record. Bases 1 to 666 code for a protein of 221 amino acids. The transcript is spliced from 5 exons.